Molecule: messenger RNA, 2752 nt
Organism: Amoebophrya sp. A120
Lineage: Eukaryota; Dinophyceae; Syndiniales; Amoebophryaceae
Source: the annotation of a GenBank genome assembly
GGGUUGUUCCGGAUAUCAGACGAAAAAGAGGAAAUUUUUUUUGUUAGAGAAGCAAGCUAGAAGGUCCAACGACUGUAAAAAACCCUGAGUGUUGAUGACCCGGCGCUCCUAGAGCGAGGAGCCUGGUACAACUGGUGGACGUGCCCUCCACCGCCGUUGCGAAUCGCAGGUUUGCGAUCGCAAUUCCUGCUACCGUGUCAUGAAUAUGACUUCACUCGUACCCUCUCCCGACGAUAAUUCCGGCCUGGAAGCAAGCAAUACAGGAACAACACCUUCGCACCUAACAGCUGUGCCGACGCACGAACAAGGAGUGGAUCAACAUGCUGGGCCAGCAUCCGCUGGAGGCAGGACCGAGCCGGGAAUUGGCCAGGAGCAGAAGUACUUUUUGCUUUUCACUGUUAGUCACAGUUUUGUGCGUGGUAAGACAUCACUGCUGGUGCUACAGCACGAAGCCGUUUGUUGUUGCCUUGUCUCGAGAUCUUGUGCAUCCAAUGCAAAUGCAAAUCCAACUGGUAGUUGGAAUAUGAACAAGAAUGUGAAAUCCAAACCACGACUUCAUCGCCACCAGUUCAUCUGUUACUCGCGGUGGGGCCCGAUCGAGUUCACCCGCGCAACAAGAGAACAAGGACCCCGGCGCUAAUAUCACACCACAACAACCUGGCGCGAUGACAACGAGCCCAAGUGAGAUGAGCGGUGCCCCUGCGAGCAAGCUGAACCAGCUGGAUACUCCACAACAGCAGCAUCAAGCAGAUAGUGACGACAGUAACAAUCCGAGCGAUCGGAGUUUUCGGCCUAUAGAGGAGGUCUGUGCGGUGCAGAGCUAUCCGCAGAGGAUAGAAAGCCAGGUCACGUUGUUGGGAGCAGGGGAGGUGGAUUCGGGCGGUAAGACGCCGGUACGGGCACAGAAAAGCAAUCUCUCCUCGCCCAUGAACAGGUCACCAAACAAAUUCCCCAAAAAUGUCUCGUUCCAGAGCCGGGUCAGUGUCGUGCAGGUAUUAUUGCGAACAUCUUGUUCUGGCAUAGAUGAAGCAAGAUUUGGAUAGUUGAUUGUUGUAGUGCAUGGAGAUGAUGCAUCACAGUCGUGUCGACAAACAGGUUGUGAUGUAUGUCGAAAAAAAAAACGCGAACACCAUCACUUCUAAGGUAGAAAGCGUGAAGCAGCAGCAGAGUGAUAGGAGGCGACCAGAUCCGGACGCGGAUGGUUGUUGCGGACCUAGUGGUGGGCUGAUGCACACGCCGCCGAGGAACGUGCCGGAUAACCAGGGGAGGGUCGUGCGCCUGAACCUGAUCCACGUUGCUAGGGGAAACAUGCUGUUUGGGGUACAUGCAGGUACUAACAAUGCAGCUGAUGUGUCAGUAGUUAUAGUUGAAUGCUCCUGUCGCUUCUGCGCCAAAUGCAUGUAAAAGAAAACGCUUCAUGAUGAGAUGCUAAGUCUAACUAUCCUCAAUUUGUAAUCUAGGUCUUCGCGAGCUUGACAUAAUGCACGUUCCGAAACCACUGCGGCAGAAGGGCUUGAAAGCAGAAACCUGGAGAGAAAUGACACUCAAUCUAACGAAACUGCAACAGUAUUUUUGUCAUACUUGCUUUUCUGUAGCAUCACCUUUGUAUUUGUUUUUUGUGAAAAAUUAGUUUGUCGCUGUACGUCCUCGUGUGGCGUAGUAGUUCAAGUUCCCACUUGACUCCGUCUCACAUGAAAAUCAUCAAACUAACCUGAAUUGCGAAGUAGAGCGAUGGUGAAAAUUCGAAAUUUCCAGAAAGCAUAUGAUUCCGUGGAUGCGGCUUCCGUCAAAUAAGGACAAGCUGAGAGACUGCGCGAAAAAGUGGGACGCGGAGAUGCGCAUGUGGUUUCAGUCCUGCAACGACGUUCUGAAGCCGAUAGGUGUCUAUCUCCAGCCGGCGUCACACUGCGAACCUCACCAGAACCGUAUUUAAUCUUCGACCUUGUGGCAACAAACUGAGUAAUUCCAAAAAAAAUUUAAGUCGCAAAGAUUGCAUCGACGAUGCAUCUGCAAACGUGUUCUACAUGGACAUCGUAUAGAUACAAAACAAAAUCAAAAACUAUAGGACGCGGGCGCGUGGAGAGGUGGUUUUCGUUUGCCCUGACCGCGGAUGAGCGGGAUUCGUUGAUGGAAGAACCUACCAUGUUUGGAUACAUCCGUCCCGAGGAGGCAGAUUUCAUCAUGCACCCACCCUACACUUGGUAUUGAUAGGUAAGCAGGGUUAAGAUGAGUUCUUCCCUUCAACUGCUCGACGUCAACUAGGACGAAAAAGUACUUCUUCACCUCCAGACCAUGCUGAAUUGGUCGACGCUGGUUCUUGAGAAUUCAUUCUAACGGUUCAGGAAUCAAAAGAAAUAAACCAACAAAUUCUUCUAACGAUAAGGACAAAAUUUCUCUACUAACUCAUCGUCACUCUGUUGAAAUUUCAAUUACAAUUUUCAAUGUUUAUGAUUAUAUCCGAAAGAAAAGGCCGCUGACGUGGUCACUGAGUCUGACAUAGCAUGACGUAGUCACUGAGUAGGUACAGCAUGAUGAGCAAAUCCAAAUGUAGAAUGAGUUUCACUACAAGUAAAUCUACUAAUCACCUUGAGCAAGAAGAGCUUCCAAAUGAUCCAGAGAGUUAGCUAAGAAGCUGUGUGCAAAACAUGGCUUCAAAUAUGAGAUGAGUACAAAUGCAUCACAGCGAUGAAAAAAUCUUCAACAUGCUUGUACAAAAACUAAUUUUGAAUUGAGGAGGCGCAGUGGUUUCAAU